Molecule: messenger RNA, 2127 nt
Organism: Trachymyrmex cornetzi
Lineage: Eukaryota; Metazoa; Arthropoda; Insecta; Hymenoptera; Formicidae
Exons: 13
Coding region: 1-2127 (708 amino acids)
Source: RefSeq, a predicted model, not a curated record
AUGGUAGCCGUGGAAUAUCGCUUGCCGGCACCUAGCGGAGAGACGGCAGCGGUGGCGGCGGCAGCGGCGGCAGCGGCGGAUGUGGAGGAUGGAUGGAGGCCGCUUAAAGAGGGCGAGAGGGGGUAUCUGGAAGGGCUCGCCUCAAGAUAUGCAGAUCUCUUCAGGACGCAUUACGGGGAUGUUCUUGAGCCGCUCGAGGAGCUACGCCGGCGAGAAACAAACGCUUCCGCACGAAUGCCCAACACCCAGCUCACCACCAGUCAUUCACAGCCCAUUUACGUGCCCGGAAAAUACUCGCCCUCGAGCUGCCUCAGCGACAAGGAGGAGGACGAAAUCUAUGGCUUCGGAUACGGGGUCUUCAGCCGGCAGAUGCUCCAACAUCGACAGCAGAAGCUCGCACUCGCAACACAAAACACAACUACCGCCAUGACACCGGGUGGACCUCAGGCAACCUAUCAAAGUUGUCUGAGCCCGAGAUCUGCGUUCUUCUACGAGUUCCCUCCUAACGAACAAGGACAAAAUACAAGCAAGAAGAAGACAACAUUUUCGAGGUUACUAAGAGGGUUGAAGACGCACAGGAAAGAGAAACAAGGCCAAGCACAAGGCUCUCCCAGGCACAGUCGCGCAAGAAUAGGCGUACCUCAAAGAGUCGACACGCCUGACAGUGUUUUGCAAAGCGGUUUGGGUCUCGGACCUGACAUGGGACACACGAUUCUUCGUUCGAUGGUGGAUCCUCGAGAUUACGAUCGACUGAGAUAUCUACAGAUGAACGGCGGUCAACCAAAUAGUUUCGAAGAAACCAUUCACAGGCUGAAAGUUCAAGAAGCGCUGCGAAAGAAAGAGCGGUUUCACAAAGAGCAUGAGGAGAUACUGAGGGAUAUCCGGCAGGGUUUAAUGCAGCUAGGACGAGACGGACGGGGUCAGCUCCCUGGGGAUGAUACGUACAUGUACGACGAAGACGCGCGAUGCGGAGGUGCAGGUAGUUUAGGUCCUGGACCAGGCGGUCAUUGGUACGACGAACCACCUUACGAAUCAGAUCCCGAAGACUUUCUUAUGGGAGCCAGUGGCGGUCCAGUACCUACCGCAACUAUUCAAAAUGGAAGGGUAUGUUUCACGCUGAAUAUGAGGCCGGAGAAUCGAAGCGAGGGUGUGAUAUCUCUUCGAACAGCCGGUGAUAUCAGUUUGCCGCGCGAUCGCUCGAGGAAAGGUGCAACGUCAACGAUGCGAGGUCUCAUUGUUCCUCAGGGUCACAAUAAUCCACCGACGAUCAUACCCUUAACGCAUUCGAGAGCUUCUCGUGAGAGCGGAGAUUACGCGAGUAGCGACGUGCAGAGUGUGAGCUCGAGACUGUCGACUGUGUCGGUGGACACGAGUAGGAGCGACCAGCCUUCGGUGGGCGGUCGCCACCCCGAUCGGCCGGAGCAUCACCACGAGCACCGUCACAACCAUCGCCAUCAUCACGAACAUCACCACUCGGUCUCACCCCGAUCCAAUCAGCGUCACCCCGCCGCUAGCACGACCGUUACCAACACCGUCACCGACGCAACGUCACCGCAAAGCAACGCGCAACGCCGCCCGGUUCCCAGAUAUAGUCGGAGUAGCGGCGAGGAGGGACUGUCACCGAGCCAGAGUAGCGAUUACGAAGAUCAAGAAGAACUCGAAAGUCAACACUCGGCCGCCGUACAUACAUCGGAGGCCAGCGCCCUGCUCGAGGGCGAUGCCAGGGCGGGUAUCGCAGGCCGUGCGAGGAAUUUAAGGCACGACGUGCAGAGAAAGAUCUCGAGGCUGCGCCAGGAUCGCGCCUCCUCGGAGGCCUUCCCGUGCAGUGCGAGCAGCGUCGAGAGCCUGCCGAGCGGUAGCGGUUCAAGCACGCAGGCUCUGGUACGCGCAGGAAGCAAUCACAGCUCGAUAUCCUGCGAGGACAGAGAUGCCGUCAGCCCGACGUCCAUCGGCCCCGUCCUGUGUCGAGCUAGGGCACUGGUGGAUUACACGCCCAGUCCUUACGACAAGGACGCGUUAAAGUUCAAGGUCCGUCUUCAUGAUAAUCGAAAUUCUAUGCGAAACUCCGUAAACGUUAACAGCGUUACGGUAAAUUUAUCGUUAUUACUUGCAAGUACGACGGUAUAA